CAUCGGAAAAUAUAUUUUGAACAGGGAAUGUUUUGUAAAAUCUAAUAAGACAUGUAAUUGUUUAGAUCCGUUACCAUAGAUUUAGUAUCCAUUACCGCUUACAUCUGAACAUAGUGUUGCCAUAGUAAAUAUUUAAGUGUAUUAAUAUCGAUUAUUGUUUUCAUUGAAUUACAAAAAAAUCAAUUAACAUAAAAUCAUUCUUUAUGGUGUUGUUUAUACACUGUAGGUUAUUUUAACAUAGAUAGUGAAGUAAAAUACUUGAUUCCAUGCAAAAAAUGUUUCCUUCAUUUGUCUUACGCAUUAUAAACGUGAAUGAUACAUAUGUAACAACUGGUGAUGAACCUUUUUAAUAAAUAAAAAAAUAAUAAAAAAGAUGAGUCUGUCAUAUCAAACGUCACAUCACAUUGUGUUGAUUGAUUUUACUCUCCACUUUAAUUGUGUUUUAUUAUCGAAUUGUGUGAAAGUAAGCAAAAGACAUUUUAUCUUUGCUGAUUUGUCAACGACAGGACGUUUUUACAAUAAAGUGCCAAUACUGUAAUUGCGCUAGUAACUCAGCCCCCGGAAUCACAGACACAAUAGAAAAUCUAUUGUGUCGUGGUCCGAUCGGGCCGCUCGGGGCUCAAUGGGCUAGCGCAAUUACGCUGACGACAGGACGUUUUAUUUUAGAGGUGUUUAUACUUUUUUCCAGCCUGUGUUACUCUUUACUUAGCCUGUGUUAAUUCUUAUUUAGAAAUUAUUUAUUCCUGAAAAUGGCUAACACCUCGAGUGAGCGAAAACGAUGCAUAAAUUGUUCUUUCUUGAUACCGAGAAACAUGACGAGGCAUCACUUGGAAGAAGCGUCGAAUUCAAUGCUCAGUUUAUUACGAUCAUGGAUAGCCCCUACUCAGGUUUCUUCAGAAAACAUCAUUUGUAAUGAAUGUUUUGAAUUACUUCAAAAUCGAGCAAACACAACAAGUGAAGGAAGCAUUUUACCGUUGCCUGCUUUUGGACAUAGAAGAGUCUGUCUUCCUUGUGGAAAUUCCAUUCUACGAUCAAGGACAUAUCCUGUUCGACAUGAUCGUGAAGAGAGAAAUGUUUUAAUUCGUUUUGUUCCACAACACCUUGUCUCAAGAAUGGAUCGUGUAUGUGCUGCAUGUUGGAGGUCAGCAACAAGAGAAGUACAAAGGCAGCAACAGCGUGACUCAAAUCGCCCCACUCUGGCUGACACUGAAUUAAGUGGUGAUUCUGUUGUUCCUGUGCCACCUCCUCUGCCACCAACAACCCCAGAAAUUGUUCAACCAGUGAUACCAAAAAUAAUUUCAUCAUUGUAUAGACGUGCUGCUAACACUCCAAGUCACUGUAUAUUUGUUGAUUGUUUUGAACCUGAACGCCUACUUAUACCAUCUACUAUCAAAGACCUAAUAUUGUUUAAUUAUAAGUUUUACAUACCAUCGGGUGCACGCAUUUGUCGUCACCAUUUAAAUCAUGGUUCUUGGGACCAGUUAACUUCUCAAUUGAGAGAUUUUACUAGUAAACAAUUUGAUAAUAUUAUGACUAUGAUGCAGCGAGCUGCCAACCAUAGAUUUGAUUUUUCAAAUAUUACAUUGAUGCCUCCUCACUUAUGCCAUUAUUGGCUUGGUAUGAAUCUUGAACAGUUUCAUGAAUUACUAAAUUGUAUACCCAAUCUAGCAGAACAAGUACCAAACGCUACUAUAGCAUUAUGCAUUUAUUUAGUUAAAUUAAGAACAGGUGACAGCAACAACAGAUUAGCCACUCUUUUCAAUAAACCUAGAGCUACAUUGGAACGUUUGAUUACUCAAGCUAGAAAUUGCUUUAUUAAUGAUUUUGUCCCAUUGUACUUAGGAUUUAAUCAUAUGACUAUACAAGAUGUUGCUUCUCGGAAUAGGAUUAUUCCAGAAGGAUUUUUUGGUAAUCCCCAUUUACCUGCAGAAAUUAAACCUGCAAUUGUUAUUUGUGAUGCUACCUAUAUUUUUGUGCAAAGUAGUUCCAAUUAUUUAUACCAAAAACAAACAUAUAGUUUACAAAAACUAGAUAACUUAGUAAAACCAUUCUUGAUUGUAUGCUGCGAUGGUCAUAUUGUGGAAUGUCUUGGUCCUUACAAGGCCACUACUAACGAUGCUACAAUCACUAGUUUAAACUUAAAUAACGAGGAUUCUGGUUUUGGUCAAUUUUUCAGAAGGGGCGAUAUUUUUAUUCUUGAUAGAGGAUUUCGAGAUGUUGUGAGUGAACUUCAAGACCAUGGUUUUGUCGCCUAUAUGCCUGAGUCUCUCCUUGAUAAUGAACACCAAUUAACAACCCUGCAAGCAAAUCGGUCUCGUUUGGUAACUAUGUGUCGUUGGGUUGUAGAAGUAGUUAAUGGUCGUGUGAAAAGGGAUUAUAGACUUUUUCGGGAUGUUUUCAAUAAUAGAGCUGCUAUGCACCUCAAAGAUGAUUUUAGAAUUGCUUGUGCCUUGUUAAAUAAGUUUCAUGUUACCGUAAAUGACCCACCAGAGGCUUUUGAAUAUGUGAGUAUUGCUAAAAAUAGACUUUCACUUGAAAAUCAUUUGGCAGUGUACGUGGAAAGUGAAAAUGUCAAUAGAAGGAGAGCGAGAUUUCAACAGGUUGAUAGCGAACAUCCUCAUUUAACUACAUUUCCACAACUUACAAUAACUGAUCUUAAACGGCUUGCUUUAGGCACAUAUCAACUGAAACAAGCUAGGUCAUACUUUGGAGAGCAUGUUCGUCAAUCUGGCAUUUAUUGGGUUCAGGUAAAUAAUGAAAUUGAUGAUGAUGUUCCUCUGAUGUUAGGUCUGAAUAACUAUUUAUUAAGGGGUAGGAUUAAGUCCAGACAUGUAAAUAGUCGUAAGUAUUACACUUAUUUAUUAAUAAGUAGAGAUGAUGCUGUAAGAAAUACUCUAGAAGCUAUAACAGGUUAUUGUUGCAGCUGUCUCGUUGGUAGGCGAACAGUAGGAUGUUGUGCACACGUAAUGACAGUGGUUUGGUACCUAAGCUGGGCUCGUUACAAUGAUGUAACUGCUCCGGCUCCAUAUUUAGAUAAUUUUUUUUAUGAAAAUGACGAAUGAUGUUUGCCUUAAGUCCGGCAUUCACUACACGCACCGCGAGCCGAGCCCCGAGCUGUACCAAUCCGUGGACAAACCCGUCAUCGCCCACACACUACACGAGCGCUGAGUUGUAGUCCAGUCGACUGUGAACAUUGGUGAGCCUUGCACGUAUCUACCCUACCAAGGUACCGAUGCUUUCAAAACGCAAAAAAGUGGCUCUAGUAGUCGGUGCAAUACUUUUUACGCAGAACAAAAAUAAAAAGCGCGUGUGGGCAAAGGAAUGGCUGAAACAACAAAAAAAAUAUACACAUAUGAAAUUGCUGCAAUGCAUUCAGUCCUGUGAACCACCUGAUUUUGUUAAUUACUUUAGAAUGAAAUACGAAACCUUCAUGGAAUUAUUAAAUUAGUGACGGAUUGGUGCGCCUGUGAAUGGUACCCUUUACGUUAAAUUGGUCUACCACUAGAUCUAUUUUUUUGUAAUAUCUGUCUACUUGAAGCUACUCCCAUUAUGUAAACCGAAUAAAACAAUCUAUAUGAGCUCUA
Molecule: messenger RNA, 3584 nt
Organism: Colias croceus (clouded yellow)
Lineage: Eukaryota; Metazoa; Arthropoda; Insecta; Lepidoptera; Pieridae
Exons: 3
Coding region: 750-3062 (770 amino acids)
Source: RefSeq, a predicted model, not a curated record